Molecule: messenger RNA, 11959 nt
Organism: Rhopalosiphum padi (bird cherry-oat aphid)
Lineage: Eukaryota; Metazoa; Arthropoda; Insecta; Hemiptera; Aphididae
Product: metabotropic glutamate receptor 2
Exons: 16
Coding region: 421-3234 (937 amino acids)
Biological process (GO): G protein-coupled receptor signaling pathway
Cellular component (GO): membrane
Molecular function (GO): adenylate cyclase inhibiting G protein-coupled glutamate receptor activity
Source: RefSeq, a predicted model, not a curated record
GAUAAUACUAGCUCUUGUGAAUUAUGUCUUGGUGGUGACUAAUGGUUCAUUGUCAGAUCACAGUGAAAAUGAAUUUAAUAAGCCAAAGAAGAUAUUUCACGAAACAUUGGUACGAAUACACAUCAUGCACUUGUUUCAAAUUAUGUAUUUGAGAGGAAUUUUAUUAUAUUUAGUAGAUGGACAGGUGUGUCAAAAAUGUUGACUCAAAAUACAAAUACAAGUAGAAACUAUAACUGAAAUACGAAAAUACUUACAAAGCAUUAAAACUUCAUCAAACCAGUUUACAGGAUAAUUUCCAUAAUCCUAAAAAAGUCGGUUUCUAAGAUUAGCUGGCCGAUUGGAUUCGCCAAUGGGUACCUGAGUUUUGAGACACUAUAUAUUGUGGAUAUUGGAUCGGGUUCAUUUCAUUUAAAACUCAAAAUGGCUGUCGUAUUUAAUACAGCCAUAAUUGUAAUUGUGCUGUGGUCUCCGUUUGCGGUGUGUUUCAAUCACACAGGAUGGCUUCGGCGAAUGUCUCAGACGCCAUUUCCGGAAGUGCGUAUGCGUCAUAUGCGGCAUUCCGGACUUUCUACGGAACAGUUUGUAUGGCCCAUGAAAAAAGAGGCCGUGGUCGAGGGCGAUUUGCUCCUCGGUGGAUUGAUGAUGGUCCAUUCUCGUGAGGAUACCCAGUUCACUUGCGGUCCGAUUAUGGCUCAGGGUGGUAUACAGACCGUAGAGACGAUGCUCUAUACCUUGGAUCAAAUCAAUAAACAGUGGACCAAGUUUAAAAUCGGAGCGCUCAUAUUGGACGACUGUGAUAAGGAUACGUAUGGAUUGGAAAUGGCUAUAGACUUCAUAAAAGGUUCUAUUAGCAACAUAGAUGAAACUCAAUAUUUUCAUUGUAACAAGUCACAAGUAAGAAAAGUAAUAUCUGGCGUAGUUGGUGCAGCUUCAAGUGUUACAUCUGUUCAAGUAGCAAAUUUAUUAAGACUUUUCAAAAUACCCCAGGUCUCGUUUUGGUCAACUAGUCCUGAACUAAGUAAUAAACAACGUUUUGAAUACUUCACACGAACUAUACCUUCAGAUCUUUACCAAGUGAAGGUUAUGGUAGAAAUUGUCCGGAGACUUGACUGGAGUUACAUAUCAAUUAUUUACGAAGAGUCCAGUUAUGGCAUUAAAGCUUUUGAAGAAUUAGAGAAGUUGAUGCCCAAGUACAAUAUUUGUAUUGCGGCAAAGGAAAAACUAGUAAAGGAUUCGGGCGUGGCAGAAGAAAAAGCUUAUGAUGAUAUCGUUAUUAAACUUCUCGGCAAGCCUAAGGCUAAGGGGGUUAUAGUUUUUGGAUCAGACCAAGAAGUAGUGAGUUUAAUGAAAGCAGUAAGGAGAAAUAAUGCUACUGGAAAUUUUUCAUGGAUUGGUUCAGAUGGAUGGAGUGCAAGAGAUAUGGUAUCUGCUACAAAUGAAGCCGAAGUGGAAGGAUGCUUAUCUGUUCAACCUCAAGCUAACCCUGUCAUUGGGUUUGAAGAGUACUUCUUAGGACUCACUGUAGAAAACAACAAAAGAAAUCCCUGGUUCACAGAAUUCUGGGAAGAGCACUUCCAGUGUCGAUAUCCGAGAAGUUUGAGAACACCGUACAAUUCUAAUUAUUCAAAUGAAUGUGAUUCUAAGUUUCAUCUGAGAGAAAAAAUACCAAAGUUUGAAAACCAAUUACAAUUUGUCAGUGAUUCUGUACUAGCUUUUGCACAUGCAUUGUACGAUAUGCAUUCUGAUCAUUGUGGUCCGAACUUUGUUGGUUUAUGUGAAGCCAUGAAACCUGUUAAAGGACCUGAACUCUUAAUGUAUCUUAGAAAAGUAAACUUCACAGGUCUCACGGGCGAUAAUUUUCACUUCGAUGACAACGGGGACGGACCUGCCCGUUAUAAUAUCAUCCACUUCAAACAGGUAGAGCCGGGCGUUUUUAAAUGGAUCAAAGUCGGUGUGUACUCGGAUGGCAAACUCAAUCUCAACAUGUCCGAGAUGCGGUUCAAAACGGACUCAUCAAAUCCACCGGAAUCCGUUUGCAGUUUACCGUGCCAAAAAGGCCAAGCUAAGCAGUAUCUGGAGGGCGAAAAAUGCUGCUGGCACUGUUUCAACUGCACACAAUACCAGAUCCGUUCACUCACCGACGAAACCAGAUGCGAAGUCUGUUCCGAGGGCACGUUACCCGACAGUAAUCGUCAACGCUGUUUGGAAAUCCCGGAAGCAUUUUUACAGAUCGGGAGCAGUUGGGCUAUCGGGGCAAUGACACUGUCAGUGGCAGGUAUUGCCAUUACUUUGCUAGUGGUUUCCGUGUUUAUCAAACACAAUCAUACACCGAUCGUGAAGGCCGCUGGCAGGGAAGUUUCGUACGUACUUUUGUCCGGCAUACUGCUGUGCUAUCUCAUCACGUUUGUGCUCGUGCUCAAACCUACUGACAUCGUAUGCGCAGUACAAAGAUUUGGUGUAGGGUUCUGUUUCACUGUUGUGUAUGCUGCAUUAUUAACGAAAACGAAUCGCAUAUCACGUAUAUUUAACGCCGGACGACGGACUGUUAAACGUCCUAAAUUUAUAUCACCAAAAUCACAAUUGGUCAUCUGCACAGGACUCAUAUCGAUACAAGUGCUCAUCAACGGCGUGUGGAUGCUGGUCAGCCCGCCAAAGGCCAUACACUAUUAUCCUAGCAGGGAGUCGAAUAUACUAGUUUGCUCGUCGUUCAUCAACACAUCGUACGUGAUAGCGUUCGGAUACCCAAUAGUGUUGAUUGUCGUGUGCACCGUUUACGCUGUGCUCACCAGAAACAUUCCUGAAGCCUUUAACGAGUCUAAGCACAUCGGUUUCACGAUGUAUACAACAUGUGUCAUAUGGCUCGCAUUCGUUCCGCUAUACUUUGGAAUUGGCAACCAUACUACACUAAGGAUAACUACCAUGUCAGUAACCAUUAGCCUAUCCGCUAGUGUAACUAUAGUUUGCCUGUUCUCUCCAAAGUUGUACAUAAUUUUGUGUCAUCCGGAACGAAACGUGCGUCAAAGUAUGAUGCCAAAUAUGAAGUUAACGGGCACUAAAACAUUUACAACAUCGAAUACGAAUGCAUUUUGUAACAAUUCAACAAGACGGCGCAGCUCAUUAGCUUAUAAAGGUAAAGAUUCCAGUACGGACAUGCAUAUAAGCUUGGAAAAUCGAAAACAAGUUCUCGAACGAGCCGUACAAACAGAAGAGACGAGAAUCGUAUCGGGAUCGUAAUCGGCAAACAAUUUCGAACGUAUAAUAUCUUUUCUUCCCCCUAACUAUCGAAUGGAAAGCACAAAGGUACAUGACAAGACUGAAACAAUUGUUAUGUUCUCUGGACGUUUUAUAAACUUGCCAAAGUCUCGAAGGCGUAUAAUAACACUAAUAAUAAUACUAUAACUAUAAUAACAAUAAUAUGAGAGGGCCAUAUCGAUAAUAAUAAUAUAAUUACGAAUGUUUGAAAAGUCUUAUCAUUUGUGAAAAUCAUUUAAUUCCCGUAAGCAGUUUUAAAAGAAACAUAAGGUGAAACCGAUCAUCGAAAAUAUGUUAUUCAUUGGGCUAUUUUCAAAACACGUAACAAUAUAUUUUUCUACAUUUGAAUAAUUAGUCAUAAUUAGUCCUACUAUUACAUUAUUGACAGUCAUAACUGCAGUAUAUACCUAACGAUAAUACGAAGUAUUUCAACAAAAAAAUAAGCUCCUUAAAACGUUUACUACUUCUGUAAAUAACAUACAUAUAUGUAAUAACAAAAAAAACACGUCACAUAUUAUAUUUGGAAAAAUAUACUAAGUAAACAAAAAAUAAUACUGAAUAGCUUGUGAUCGAGGCUAAUAAUUAUAAUGUAGGUACAUCAAUCGUGUCAUUAAAUCGUUAAUUUUAAAAAUAAAUAAAAUCUUAAAAAUACGUUUAAUUAAAUAUGCAUAUUAUUAUGGGAAUAAUUUAACUUUGCUUGGAGGCUGUUAUCUACUUUAAUUUUAAGUACAAUGUAGGUACUUAACAUAAAUUAGGAAAUAACUUCUUUGUUUAGUUGAAUCGUAUAUUGCUACCGAGUGAAGUUAAAUUGUUUGUCGUAAUUAAACUAGGUAAUUUAAUUUAAUAUAAUUUGAAGUAGUUUUUUUUUUUUAGAAAAAUUAAUUAUUAUGACAUUACAUUACUUAACCUGUAAAUGACAUGAGUAACAGACGUUUUAAAAUUAUUUUUUUAUUCUGCUGGUUUUUCACACAGCAUUUACCAAGUUUUUUUUGUUGAUGCCAUAAUGUCACUAACGGCACGCAAAGCGGCGAGAGAUUUCCGGAUGUAUCUUUAUAGUUUAUAACACUAAUAAUAUCUAUUAUGUAUAUUUGUUUCCUCAUCAACGUGCAAGGCGGCGGCUGCAAUUUGUUUGCCGUUUUGUCAUUUCAAUUAUAAAUAAUUGCAGAACCCUUUCAUUUUGUUUAUAAUUCACUAGGUCGGAUUAUUCGAAUCGUGUUGGAAAUUACAAAAGCAUCGCUUGUGCCAUAUAACUACUAAUAUUUCAUUUGUACCUGCACGAAAAUACAAAGAAAUGGGUGAAUUUUAAUUAUACAGCAAUCUACCUAGUCACUAGUUAGAUCUUCCGAAACAGUGGCGCAUUUAACCUUUAAUCCAUUUGUAGGACGGUAGACUGAAAUUUCCUUUAUUGGUUGGAGAGCAUGUCCUAUAGUACACGACAUGUAGUGUGAAUGUGCAUAUAUUAUGAGUUAUAACUUUGAUAGCCAUAAUCCCGGUGUGUUUGUAUUAGAAUAUGUCAAACAGACAUUCAACAGUCUAAUAGGUCAAACUCAUAUUAUUUUGUAACAUUAACAGCGUAAAGAUUUAAAUCUUAAUACGAUAGCGUAUGUAUUAUCAGCAACGCUAUAUAAAUAUACAACAAUAUAAAAAUUAAAACUUACAUCGUUGCCGGAAAAAUUAUUGUUUGCGAUCGUUUAAAUUUUAGAUAGGUAUAUACUAUGAUUGUUUUUCAACUGCCGAUAAUCGUUUGCAAACGUAUGUUAAACUUUCACAAUCCUGUAGCACCGAUAAUUUUUAACCAUUUAUUUGACUUAAAAUAAUUUAAAUGAAAUAUCAAAUCGAAUCGGUAUAAAUCGAUUUACAACACUGGCAAUAAUGAAUGUGUAAUGGAAUGGCAAAAAUCUUGUCUGGUAACUUUUUCCGUAUGACCCGACAAUUAUCAACCACGUGUAACUAUACCGAAUGGAAUCGGUAUACCAACGACAGUAUAUAAUUUCAUUUAACACAAAUAUAUAUUUUUGACACGAAUAAGUAAACAUCAAAAGUUUAGAGUAAAAUUAACGUGCGAAUGCCGUCGUAGGACUCUAAUAACGCAGUAUUUAUGCACCGUAGUUUUCGGCGUUAUUUCUGGAGGGUUUCUUAUCCGUUGACUUGCUGCCACUCGUAACUUCGGAAGACUACAAAAACGAGAAGUCUACGCCACAAAAGGUCGUGGCUAAAGUGUCGGCUGUCGAACUUGCUCGUCGAAAAGUUCAAAACCGUAUCGUUAAACAUUGUUUGGACAAAACGUUUGACCGUAAAAAAUUCCCUCUAGACGCAUUAGCAUCUUUUCCUCGUAAUUAAAUUUCUAUGAAACGAUUUCAACAACGACUGUAAAAAUGUCACGUGAAUUUUUCUCGGACUGGCGCGUAAAAUCGAAACUAAAAACGAAAAAAAAAAGUGUAAACGGUGAAAUAUUUCACGUGUCGUUUUAUCUGCAACGCGCAGCUCUCUCGCGGUUAAGGAAAAUGGUUCGUGAAAUCGGAUCGCCAGAAAAAAUCUCUGCCGUCAUUAUAUAUUCUUAGGGUCGCUGCCACGCCGUUUGGCUGACCUCGCCAGCGAAUACUCACAGCAUGGUGUGCCGACCCGAUUUGGUGGACAAGACAAGCCCAUUUACCCCCUUCUCCCGACCAGACGUUUAAUACACCGAGAUUGCAUUACGACGGUGGUGCCAAAAUACUAAUACUACCAUUACUUACGCUACGAGUACACUUAGUAAAAAUACUUGAAAUUAGUGUUAAAAAUCGUCUAUAUUAAAAAACUUUUUAGGAUGACAAAUCUAAACUCAUUGAUUUCGAUUUUUAAAAUUAACAAAUAAAAAUUAUAAUCAAGUACGUCAUAUUAGCCUAUUACGCAUUAGUCGAAUUUCAUGUGGUACAAACAUGAUUUUAAUCAAUGCAAAUCUGUUUAUAAUAUCUAUCCAAUUUAUAUUAUUAAACAUCAUGAUAUAUUAUAAUAUUAUAGUAAUUCACGGAGUGACGUUUCAAAAAUUUGUUACAAGUUAUACAGGUAUAGGUAACUAAUAGUAAAGCUUUUUCAAAAUUGAUAUACUGCACGCUUCGACUAUGAAAAUUGUUUUUUUUUUAUAAUAUGUAACGCUAAUAAAUUGUAUUUUAUUCACCAAAAUACAAUAAAAAUAUACAUACCUAUAAGUAUAUUAGUCAAUAUAAAAACGAUUCGAGUUUGAACUAGUUUCUCAAUAACAUUAACGUACCAUUCAUUAUGUACCCAUCGAUUCCAUGGUUGGGUAUAUAACACUGUUCUCCAUGCAAAUACUCGAAAAUUCAAACACUAUUUAAAUAUUGUACCUAAUUUCGUCGAAAAUAUACUUGAACAUUAAAUAUUUACUUUUUCCUAUAUUAAUUGAAACGAUUAUUAAUAUUCGACCAAAUACAUAUUUUAAUGAUCUCUCUCAUUAUAGUUCAUUAUUCGGUUCGUGGUGAUUCUCGAUGAUGAUGCACAAAGGCAAUAAUAUAACGUAUUGUUCAAUUGUUGUUAAUAAAUACGUCCACAAACAACAUUUCUUCGAAUUUGAAAGCCAACAUUUGUUUGUUAUAGUAUAAGGUCUUCCGGGUAAUAUGAAUAACAUUACAUAUUUUAAAAUAAAUUCAUACAAAAUAAAACUUUGUCCAUUUUAUUCCAAUUAGAAAAUUCGUUUCAAUUUAAUUACUACGAAUGUAAAAAUAACAACGAGCGCAAACUACUACAGACAUCUUACAAAAACAAAAUAAACGGAAAAAACGUUUUCUAUUUCCUAAACAACUUAAAAAAAUCUACGUAGGUCCGCGAAAAUAAAUGAUUUUAAUAAAAUACAACAACUACAUUCGUUGCAUUAGUUAAAGUGGUGAAGCUAUUGGGAUCGUUUGAAAACACACCAUAUUACACCUACCUAUUACAUUUAGAUUUUGUUCGUGGGUUUCCAUUAUCUAAUUGUAUUGCAUUACUAAUUAGCAUUACCCUACUUCGACUACACCGAAUUGAGAAACCGACAGAUCGAUACGCCAAAUAUCUAACCACAUCAAUCUCUUUUCGAAUCUAAUAACGCAUAAUGUGUCAUUUGUAUCGGCUUGGGAAUCGAAUUUAAAAUGUCGUAUAGCGUUUGGUACGAAUGUGAACUUUGCGUUGAUUGCAUAGCUGUUAUAAUCUUUAAUUCGUCGAAUAGCAUAGUACACAUGAACCCGCAUAUAUUUUAUACGUGCUAACGUCCAUCUUAAUUUGCCACGAUUUUAGUUUUUUUUUUUUUUUUUAUGAAUAUAAUCAAAAAUAAUGAGCCAGAAAGUUCUAAAAAAUUAUUGGUUUAAAUACUGUAAAAAAAUAACAAAAACGUGUAAUCUGUAUGCUAAAUGUAUGGAAUCGGAUGUAUUUAUACACAAUUUGUAUGCAAAAAAGUGUUGUAAAUUGGAGAAAAAUAGUUGUAAUAUCGAGUUUUGGAGCGUUUUAAAUACAUAUUUGGAAAUAAUAAAAACUUAGGUGCGCCAUAACGUACAUAAUUUAUCUACUAUGUUUUAAUUAAAACCGCGUGAAAUUUACGGUCGUUUUGUCUUAUCGUUGUAUAAUGGAUCUAUUUUGAUUAAUAGUAAAACGUUAACUGAAUAAUUGAGAACAAAAAUAUAUGUUCCUAAUACCUACCUGUCGGUGUCGGGUCCAUUCGAUUUUGGUUUUAUGUUGAAACUAAAUCGAUUAAUUAUACAUACCUAUAUAACAUAUUACUCCAAUGAAAUUAAAGUGCGAAACAAAUCGAGAAGAUUUGUUCUGAAAAAAAAAAUUAUUGGUGUAAUUCGUUUACAAUUCCUAAAAGAUACUUAUCUUAAUAACACCGUGCUUUCUGUGAGACCGUCAUUAAAACAUUUCAUUUCGAGUGCCAGUAAAUGGCGAUCGUCGUUGGACACGAAAAUAAAUUGUUGAAUUUACCGAACAGUGUAGUGGUCUCAGGCACUCUUCACUACGCUUAUAAAAUUUUUGAUAACGCUGGUUAAUCUCACGUUUGGAUAUGAGGAUGUCGGUAAAGGUGAAAUAAGUGAACAGUCGGUUAUGAAGUAUAUAUUGUACAUAUAUGUAGUUGAAUAUUAAUUCAAAAUAAUAUACUUGUAAAAUUUGUGGACAGAGUGUAAUAAUUCUGCCCGGGAAAUUAGCUUAACAAAGCUUAGGUAUCCUGACUUAUGAUACAAGCGGCGAUUCUGGGGCGUGACCCAAUGACUCGAAUAAAUCCGGCGAGGUGAACGUAUAAACUUUAUUCUAAUCGUAUUGGGACUUAUAUAAUGUAUACAAUAUAUACCGAAUCUUGGCUAUACUAUUAAACGAUAGGCUUAAGAUGUGGAUAUCAAAAAAUCCGAAAAUGUGUUGUAAGAUAUCCUUCGGUUUCUAUGUUAUUUAUGGCAAGUUAUAUUAAGAACCGAUGUGGAUGCUUUCGAGAUCUUACUCGCUUUCAAUGGUUUCUUGGAACCGUUACACGGUUUCGGACAAAGCCAGAGUUUUCCAAUAUCAUCUAAGUAGUAAACAAUUCAAUAUAAUGAUAGUAAAGCGACGUCUAGGUUUGGCAGCAACAACACAUAUGUGAUGAAUAAUAGAAUACUAUUGUAAUGCAUAGUAAAGCGGCAGCGAUGGUUUACUACAACAAUUUUAUUUUCACAUCAAAAAUUUAAAACUUAUUAAUUGUGAUUGGACCCUUGUCCUAGCCAGGUAUUGUAGAUUGUCUUGCGUGGGCUUAAAUCAAUAAUUCCUAUAAUCGAAGUUUGAAGUUUUGCACCCAUAAAAGUCUAAAUAAAUUGAUAAAAUGUUUUCUUCUCUCAUAAACUGUUCGAAAAUGUCAGAAACUUACUUUGAAAAGUAUAACAUCGAAUUUAUGUGAUAGAAAAAUCGUUUAAAAAAAUAACCAUUUAAAGCUAUAAAAUUAUAAAUUACUGUCCAAUAAAAACAAACUAUAAUUCACAGAUACAUUAUUGUAUUGCUUAUAAUAAAGAUACCUCUAAUAUCUAUUAUAAUAUAUAUUUUAUAUACUCGAAUAGUUUUCGUCGACAACAUUAGACAAAUAAAUAUAAUAAUAACUUCAAAUAAAUAAAUAGACAUGUAUACGGUUAAAUACCUAAUAAGUAAUAGGUAUUUGUCAUCUUAUGUAAUUUUCCAAUUCAGUUUAGUAACUAUUAUCCAGAAAGGUCAUAAUAAUAGGUUGUGAGUUCUUUAAGAUAUUUCUCAGCUUGUUCGUCUAAGUUGUUAAGAUCAUAAUAAUAUAUUAUACUGUCUCGAAAAAAGUACAAACAACUUUCUUAUACUAUUAUUAUUAAAAAAUAUAAAAGAUUUGUUAAUUUUUGGCAUUUAAGUUUCAGUAGAACUAUAAUAUUAAAAUAUCCUAAUUAUUUUUUAUAUUAACUAUACUGUAUAAUUUGCACCACAAAUUUUAGAAUUUAUGCAAAAAUAUUUCACUUAGAAAAACACCAAUUUUCAUACAAAUUCAUACGAUUAAUGGUAAAAAAAAUUCUAAAAUUGAAAUUAAAACUUUCCAAUAAGUAAAUUGUAUUAUUAUCCAAUAUUACGCGCGUAGUAUACCUAUUACCUAUUUUUGUAUACAUAUAAUAAUAUGUAUAAUACACAUAAUUUAAAUUAAAAUCCAUCCAAUAUUAGUAAUAUAUGACACUUUGUCUGGCAAUUUAAAAUAACGAAACUCGUAUAUUAUACGUUAUUAUAAUAAAUGUAUAUUAUAUAUUAUGUAAUAUAAUAAUAUACCUACUAUACAUAUUUUAUGUAAAACGCAUUUUUUCAAUUCAAUUAAAAGCCAUUGAGACAAUUAAAUAAAAUUAAUUAAUUUUAAACAUAAAGUUUAACUUUACUGCCCAGUGUCUAUUACAUAUUUUUAAACCAUAGGUACUUAGUAAAAUAGUAAAUAUUGAUAUGACUAAAUCAACCUAAUUUUUAAUUAAAUUAGCAUAAAUUAUAAAUUCACAUCAGUACAUCAUUAAAUACAAUUUUCAAUGAUUAUACGUGUGAAAAAAUAUAAUAAUUUCUCAAAGUAGGUUAUGACAUUGAUUAUAAAUACUAUUUAUAAUCAAUAGUUUUGAUCAAACAGCAAUGUAUAAUUAUAACAAUGAUAAUUUAUACACAGCGCCUGAUUAGUACAAAAAUUAAUUAUGCUCAGAAAUAAAAUGUUUAUAACGUUGCGUUAUUAUAGCAUAAAUCAUUUUUAUAUUUACUUUACAACUAUCAAACUUAUUAAACAAAAAAACAAACCCAUUUUAUACCUAACUGUCCUUUAGUGGUAAAGGUCAAUCUUCAUGUCACCAUUAGACUUUAAAAACGAAGUACAAGACGCAAACUUAUAAAAUUCUCAACAUUAAUGUUACAUAGUAUGAUAGAUUUUACUUUUUAAAAUUACAAAAAUAUUUUUUCAGGCGUUGAUAAGCUACAUAACUUUAAUAUAAUAGUCAACAAUAACAGUGAUAAUAUCUAUUGUACUCGGUAUAAAAAUGCAUUUGUCAUUUAAAAUAAUUAAUUGAAACCAAUUAAUCUAUGUUGAACUUUUCAAUAAUCUGACCAUUAUUAAAACUUAUGUCAGAAAACAAAUAAUACUCGUCGAACAGGUUUAGUUUAAAAGGUAUAUUUAUAUUAUGAUAAUAUAAUUAUUAUUUAAACGCGUGGUAAAAAAUAUAGACAGUAUCCUGUAGUUAGACUGCUUGCAAUUUUAUCUAAAAACUAUUACCCAUCAGAACGACGAAUAUCGGAUUUUAAUUCGCAACAAAAUUUGUAAUCAUUCGUUCAUCUUUCCCGAUGUUUAAUAUUAAAUAUAUAAUAAAUUAAAUGAUGACAUAAUGUAUAUUCUUACGAGUCGCAAUCAUUUCAACAAAUAUCACGAAAUAUUCUAUCACGUUUUUGUUAGUUAUUAUUGAAAAUGUAUGAGGAUAAAAUAAAUAUUCAAAAGGUCAUCUAUUUAAAUGCAAAUAUAUAAAUACAUACAUACAUACAUUAUGUAUAUACCUACCGUAGUCUCACGAGUCACUGCGCAAUUUAUAUAUUUUGUGUAUACUUUAUACCUACGAUCGUACGAGUAAAAGCAAAGCGAUAGUCCGUGCCAGGUAUGCCUUACUUUAUACACUAGUCGUGUGCAUUUAUCUGAAUAAAUAAGGUUCAAUUCGACACACUAUAAAAUGUCUCCAAAGUCCAAAUAAUGAAAACGUUUUAUGCGCACGUACUUUUCAAAUCGCCCCAUCGAAAUAAGCGUCGUUUUAUUUGUUCGAUUCUUUAUUUCUCACACAUAUAUAUUAUAAUAUAUAUAUAUAUAUAUAUAGGUAAAUAAGAACUAUAUAUUAUAUCUUUCCGGUGCAUAUAAACUUGUCGAAUACUUUUGUCGGAAAAGGAGAGAAAUUUUCGCCCUUAAUGAUAUACUGGUACAACACGCGCCCCGGUUUGAUUCGAUUGAAAUCACACGUAUAUUCGCACCGGGCACUUCGCCUAUAUGGUUCACCGUCUACAGCUACUCCGUCGCUUUUAUCCGGCCGUGUUUGAUACUGCAACAUCAUUAUAAUAUUCUAAAAUUAUUAAUGUAUUUUCGUCGUAAUAUACCCCCACCUCAAGACCUCAAUAGCCUUCCCCGAAAUUUCGAUUAAAAUGUAUCACACUAUACGAAUAGUAUAAAAUCAUAUUAUAGAUAGAUCGUGACGGAAUACCAAUUUAAACGUUAAAA